This is a messenger RNA of Strongylus vulgaris, 291 nucleotides long. The record is from the annotation of a GenBank genome assembly. Lineage: Eukaryota; Metazoa; Nematoda; Chromadorea; Rhabditida; Strongylidae.
AUGCUUGGAGACGGUGCGUCCUGUCCGCUGGCUGACGUCAUCGCCAUCGGUUCCGCCUCCGCCGACGCCUUCACCAUGGCGUCUUCGCCGGCGGCUUUCGUUGGUGCAAUUCUGCGUACUGUUGCUGUCUUGACGCUUCUGUUGAUCACUUCAGAUGCGGAUUUUUUGAGCUGUAACACUUUCGCGGAAUCCACUGAAACGGAGAUUCGUCUACUAUGCGACUUCUGGAGUGAGGGUGUGAUUCUCGAGUGUAAUGAAUUGGUGGACUUUUGUUGGAGCAGAUGCGAUUGA